AUGUAUGUAUAUGUGUGUGUGUGUAUGUAUAUGUGUGUAUAUAUAAAUAAAUAAAAUUUAGACGCUCGCACACAGAUCUUUAUAGCUAUAGAUGGCAGUUAAAUGCCUGUUAGCUUGUUUCAGCUGUUUGUCUAUAUCUGUGUAAGGAGGACAUUGUGAGACAAUGAAAAACUGGAGUCAAAUUCUUUGCAUGUGUACACCUACCAACACCUUUUUUAAAGCUCACUAAUCACCACGUUAGAUCCCGUUUGUUUAAUCCGUUCUAAAACCAAAGUGUCCCAGGUCACUGUUUUAUCGGGGGUUACGUACCACCCUGUUUCUUGGCUGGGACCAGGUACCAGCCAGGCACCGUGUUUUCCUCUCAGCAAUACGUCGAAGGCUGUGACAGUGCGUCCAAGCUGCGGUCUUGUGCUGCGGUUCUAAAGAUUUUACUCUUUGCUUUCGCUGCAGGACGCCAUUUGCACUUUGAACACACUACAGACCAAUGCCAGUGCUCUGGAGCAGGUACGGAGAGAGCGGAGCCACCCUCAGCUGCAGCUCCAGGCCAUGAGAGGCUUCCUGGAACGAGCCGGCCUCACAGUGGAGGAGCUAGAGCAUCUCAAUAUCAUUCAUGUGACGGGAACAAAGGGCAAGGGGUCAACAUGUGCGUUCACUGAGCAGAUUUUAAGAAGUUAUGGCUUCCGCACAGGAUUUUACAGUUCCCCACAUCUGGUACAAGUCAGAGAGAGGAUCCGAAUCAACGGACAGCCCAUUGGAAAAGAGCUCUUCACUAAAUACUUUUGGCAUGUUUAUGGACGACUGGAUGAAACUAAGGACGCGCAUGGAGGGACGAUGCCUGCAUACUUCCGUUUCCUCACCAUCUUGGCCUUCCAUGUGUUUCUUCAGGAGAAGGUUGAUUUGGCUGUAAUUGAAGUAGGGAUUGGUGGUGCAUAUGACUGCACCAACAUUAUAAGGAGGCCGUGGGUGUGUGGUAUCUCCUCUCUGGGUAUAGACCACACUCAGAUUCUUGGAGACACCAUUGAAAAGAUCGCCUGGCAAAAAGGAGGCAUCUUCAAGCAAGGGGUUCCUGCCUUUACAGUCAAACAGCCAGAAGAUGCAAUGGUUAUGCUCAGGAGCAGGGCCAAAGAGAUGAGAUGUCCUCUGUGGGUGUGUCCAGAGCUGGAGGACUACCAGGCAGAUUGUGGACCUUUGCGUCUGGGCCUGGCAGGACAGCACCAGCGGUCCAACGCCUCCCUAGCCCUCCAGCUGAGUCACACUUGGCUGCAGAAGAGAUGUCUACCAGGGCUUGAGGCUGUCUCAGUUUCCACAUCACCCUGUCCUGGCUCAACAGAUAAGAGCUUUCCCUCCACCAGUGUUGAGAACACAGCGGGACGUCAGGUGGCUUCCUUCAAGCUCAGCCCCAUCAUGAUAAAAGGGCUGGCAGACACGGAGUGGCCUGGAAGGAACCAGACUCUGAAACACGGAGCAGUCACCUACUUCUUGGAUGGAGCUCACACCAUGCGCAGCAUGCAGGCCUGUGUCCACUGGUUCAGAGAGACUGCAGCCAAGCAUGAAAGGAACUCAAGUGGACCUGUGGCCAGAGUUUUGCUGUUCAAUGCCACAGGAGAGAGAGACUCAGCAGCCAUGCUGAAACUACUGGUGCCGUGUCAUUUUGAUUUUGCUGUGUUCUGCCCAAACAUCACUGAAGCCAUCGCUUCUUGCAAUGCAGGAUUUCCUGAUGAAGAACCAGCUUUGGCGGCCGUCGGUGAGCACAGGUUUUGGUCUCCUUACAGGCACAAUGGAACCAACACUGGCAACCUGAGUGUGAUGACAAACUUCAGCAGGCACAGUCACUGCACCCGACUAUUGUUCGACCAGCAGAACUUCAACGUCUCGGUGGAGAACAUGUUGACUCGCUGCCUGGACAAUGAGAGAAGCUGGCAUCUCCACAACGGCAUGGGCAAUACCAAAGGUACUCAGCUGCUCAUUGAGGACAGCCUGGUCCCUGAAAAGAAGGCCGACACCCUGGUCUUUCCCUGCAUCCUCAGCGCCCUCCAGUGGAUCACCCAGGGCAGGGAUUCGGUGCUGGCAGACUCAGCCAAGAGAGACUUGCCAGUUAAACCCAGCGUCAUGGCCAAAGCUGCUCCGCUCUGCGAUGCGGCCGAGAUCCACAUCCUCAUAACCGGAAGCCUCCACCUAGUAGGAGGAGUCCUCAAACACCUCGACACAGCUUCCUCUAAGUAAACGGACCAUGUGAAAUUCAAACAGUUUAGAUAACGGCACGCACUGCCAACAUGCACGUUUACCUUUGUGGAAGAAAAAUGAUUUCUGUCUGUAUCGAUGAGUUUUUUUUACAUACUAGCUCAUGGACAGUGACUUCAGGCAUGUAGCUGAAAGGGAUUAGCGCUACCCAGGUAUUGUAGCUGACGCUAGGAGCCCCCAAAUUCAGACCAAGGCAGCUUCAGUCCUCACUACAGCCCAGCUUCACCCAGAGCCUUACAGACGACCGCACAAACGUGUGGAGCUCACAUCUCUAGUCUUACUUGAAGCCAAAUAUGUUUACAUGCAAAGGGUACCUUCAUGUCCACCACAAUGUGAGCUGAGUUGGCUAAACCGGAACGAUGUCUGUGCUUCAGUCAUCCCCGGUGUGGUCACGUUUUAUAAUAUUACAUUAAUUGCACCAAAAAGUGCUUCAUCUAGUUGAGUUUUUUGUUUUUUUACUCUUGGCUAUUACCUUUCACUCUUUUUUUAUUUUAUUUUUCUGAAAACCAUUUGACAUGGUUUCUACUCUUAUUGUGUUGUUUCAUACACAUGGCCUACACAUUUCCUUUAGUGGAGGUGUACAUAUUCUGUAUGUGUGUGUUUGCACCAGAUGGAUUCAUGUAACAAACUCGAUUCAGUUUAAUCUGUUUUACACUGGAAUGAUUUAACUGACCCCUCAUUUGCAUUAUCUGACUGUCCUACAUACAAUUAUUGUAUAAUUUUGAAAUAUAUUGAAACUGUAUAAAAUACUGGGUCUAAUAUGUACUAAUUUAUUAGGGUCUUAAUGUUGUCAUGGUGAUCCAUCCAGUGAAGCUCACAGAGGUCAUCAGCUGGACAGGAAGUUCAUUCACAUCUAUCCACCCUGUAACCUCAAAUGACUUUUCAAUUCACUUUCAAAUCAAGACAUGAAAUAAAUGCACUUAAAUGGAACUUGUCACUUGUAAGUAGUGAAGAUGAAAUCUGCUCACAUCUUUAAAAUGAGUCAAUUAAGAAAUAUAGAUAUAUGGAAAUUGUCCCUCAUUAUUUCUUGUUCUCUCCUUCGUGAACCUAAUAUGUUUUAUGAUUAAAGACA
Messenger RNA from Anarrhichthys ocellatus (wolf-eel), 3313 nucleotides. RefSeq names its product folylpolyglutamate synthase (gene fpgs). Gene Ontology annotation, cellular component: cytosol; cytoplasm; mitochondrion. Gene Ontology annotation, molecular function: tetrahydrofolylpolyglutamate synthase activity; ATP binding. The record is from RefSeq and is a predicted model, not a curated record. The transcript has 15 exons. Gene Ontology annotation, biological process: tetrahydrofolylpolyglutamate biosynthetic process. The coding region runs from base 547 to 2223 and encodes 558 amino acids. Lineage: Eukaryota; Metazoa; Chordata; Actinopteri; Perciformes; Anarhichadidae.